AUGGGCAACUCAACCCUCCCUGGGACACUGGUCAUGCUGAGGUCACAGCGCUGGGGAGGGGCAGAACGCAAAGGGGAGCUGGAACACCACAGGGAAGACAAGCUGCCCCAGCACCUGCUGUUCAAUCCUUCACCUCGUCAGGUCAAUGGCCAAAGUGCCGGCAUGGCGAUGCUCCGCACCCUGAGCAUCCUCCUGAGCCUCCUGCUCCCAGCUCACAGCGCCAGGUCACCCGACUGUGGGGGCAUCCUCACUCCCUCUGGACUGAGAUACCUUGCUGAAGUGUCAAAGCCACAUGCAGAGUCAGUGCUCAGGAAGGACCUCAUGGCCCAGCCAGCGCCAGACCCAUCUCCCACCUCCCCAAGCAGGAACCAAAUUACCUCUGUCAAAGUUGACAAUUUUUCCCUGACCCUGAUCCCUGACACCGGGAUGCGGCUGAGCAUCGAGGUGGAUCUUGGCGUCACAUCUGCCCCCUCAGCCACCAAGGAGAUGAGGCUGUCCAUCCUGGCAGACCUCCACGUGGAGAUGAACCCCGAUGGGAACCUGGAGCUGGUGACCUCUGACUGCAAACCCACCCUGGAGGAGGUGCAGAGCAGCGAGGAGACAGACAGCAAGUCCUCAGGAUCCGAUAUCAACAAGCAGAUCAACGUUGAAAAAAUUUGCCUGGAAGUCUCCAAACUGCUGCUUUUCCCAAAUGAACGGCUGAUGUCUCUGGCAGCUCCAUUCCCCAUCACACCAAGCUGCCAAGUCCAGUACCUGCCCCUGGCUGCCCCCAUGUACUCUGAGCAGGGAAUCAUCAUCUCAUUGCAAACAACUUUCCAAGUGUCAGGAACAGUGAUCCCCCUGCCAAUCAGCCCUGUGCCUUUCAGCAUGCCUGAGCCAGCGAGAUCCAGCUCUUCCCACGUCAUCCUGGCCUUCUCUGAGCACUUCUACACCAGCUUAUUCUCUGCCUUGGAAGAGUCUGGAGCUCUCAACGUGAGUCUCCUGAGCUCGCUGACCACUGCCACCCUGUCUGAGAGGAUCACUCAGAUGGGCUCCCUCUUCCAAGAGGACCUGCCAGUGGUGCUCCAAGCUGUGACCCGCAGUUCACCUCAUGUGGUGCUGGAGGAAGACAAAGCAAUCGUGCAGCUUUUCCUGACUGCCCAGAUCGGAGCAGGAUCCCUUUUCCAGAGCUUCCUGAGUGUGAACGUGGAUGUGACUGCCAGGCUCCACCUCAGCGUUGUGGACACGAGGAUGAUCAUCUCUGUGGCAGCCAUCGAGGACAUCGAGCUCAGCCUGGCUGCCUCUGAUGUGGGUCCUAUACUGGCUGCCUUGCUGGAGGAGUUGUUCCUGCCCACAAUCCGUGAGGAGGUGACAGCCCAGAUAAACGUGGUCCUGAGACAAGGUGUUUUCCUGCCCCACAUUGCCAGUUUCACUUACACUGAUGUCAACAUCACAAUUCACAAGGAUUAUGUCUUGAUCCCCUGUAACCUCCAGCUAGAGGCAAAGACACGGACCUGGAAGUGA
Molecule: messenger RNA, 1503 nt
Organism: Catharus ustulatus (Swainson's thrush)
Lineage: Eukaryota; Metazoa; Chordata; Aves; Passeriformes; Turdidae
Gene: BPIFB2
Product: BPI fold containing family B member 2
Exons: 17
Coding region: 1-1503 (500 amino acids)
Molecular function (GO): lipid binding
Source: RefSeq, a predicted model, not a curated record